AGUGUACUCAACCUCGAAGGGCGCCACUGACUGGUGCUAACGCGACGAUGGUCAACACAUCGCUUCUCCCAGCUCGGGCGGGUGCUGCCGCGGCUUUUGUUCCGGCUGCACCAACGUAUGCUCCUCCUCCAGCGGCGUAUGCUCCGGCUCCUCCGACAUACGCUCCUGCACCUGCUUCGGUUCCUGUGGCACGUACGGGAUACUGGAGGCAGACCUUGGACAGAUGCGUGACAUUUGUCGAUAAGGCGGAGGCUAAGGAGGCGAAAGCGAAGGAAGAGGAGGAGAAUGAAAGGAAGAAGAAGGAGGAGGAGAAGAAUAGGGAAGAGUUUGAGCGAAAGGAGCUAAAGACAGAGAGAAGCAGAGGUCAGGAAAUGUUAUCUGGGAUGAAGGCGGAGAUUGGACUGUUGAGGAAGGAGAAAAUGCGGUCAAUGGAAGAAACAGAGUCAUGGAGAAAUGAGGCCCUGAGGCCGGGGAAUAAGAGGGGUACGAUAUCGAUAUCGACUCCUGAGUGCGAUGAUCGUCUGAGAUCAAGACAGCGGGUGAUGAUGUCACCAAGUAUAGAAUUGAGAGAAGAAAUGUGGAAGAUGAAGGAUUCUGAGUAUUGCACGAUGAGGGAGUUGGAAGUGCUCAAGCAAAGAAAGGUGGAGGCAGAGGUAAAAGGUAUCGAGGCGGAAAGAAGGAAGCUAGAGGCGGAAGCUGAAAUCACCAGGCUACGUGAACAAGUGGAGAAACUCUCCAUGGAGGUGGCGACGGUGCCUACUGGUGGUACUAACUUGAAGGGCAAAUUGGAAGCGGUGGUGGGCAGUGGACAAAAAACGGUGAGGAGGGGGAGGCCAAGACUCACACCGGCGAAGACGCCGAGAAAGGAUGAUGUGAGGAAGGACGAUGCGAUGACGGAUGCUAACGAUCGCUUUAUUUUCCUACGGGAAGAAAAGAAGAGAUUACGGGCGCUGAAGAAGUCGGGACUUGAAGCGAUAUGCCAGCAGGAGGGGAUCGAGUACAAGACAGUGGAAUCAACAGCUGAUGAGCUGGCGGAGAUCAGGGCGAAUGCAAGGUUUGGAAAACAGGGUCGGGGAUUGGAUGAUUCUGGUAGUGAACCGUCGACAAGUGGAGGAACGAACGAGACGCCUGCAGAAGUCGAAAAUUGGAAAUUGCUGAAGAGAUGCUAUGGGGGAUCUGUUGUCAGCACUAGCUUUGGCACGGCACAAUUGAGGAGAUCCAGGGGAUGGUUAGCAGAUGGUGUGAAAUUGGAGUUCACGACAGUAAUCUCUUUUUGCUCAUCGUUAUCGGUCUUCAAACCUGACUUGGCUAGAUUGCUUAGUUAUCCUCCGUCACGAAAGGAGAUAUUUGCAUGGGAUUUUGAGCGGCUGGUCUGGAUGUUUAGCGUUGUAAGAUCUUUUUCUGAGAAACGAACAAGGUAUACUUUGAGGUGUUUGAUUUCUGGGGUUCUGCGAAGAAGGUUCGAUGUGAAUAUUCGCAGUCGGCUUGUGAUCAGAAUUACGUAUUGUGAAUGUCUUAAUAAGACAGGGAUUCGAAAGUUGUGUGCUACCAUGAUAAAUAAAUUGGAUAUUGUCGAGGGUUGGAAAUGGAUGAUGGUUCGACGAAUGAGGCUGGUGUGGAAGAAGAAUGUGAGUGUUGGCGGUAUUCUGUACAAUUUCCGAAAGGCAGCGAGGGAAGGGGAUGUGAAAUGUAAAUGUGGGGAUGCGGAUGGGACGUUCCCGAGAAAGGAUCGUCAUGUCUGCUUCAGAAUGAGUGAGGUGGGUUUUGUACCUGCAUGGUUGAAAAAUGCAAAGAACAUCCCCAAACCUUCGAGACAAUGCACAGUUGGGGGCUUGAAGAAGCAGAUUAUAGCGGCUUUCGAGCCAUUUGUCACAGUAAACUCUGUGACACGUGAUGAAAUUGGGCACUUGCUUUCUGGUCAGCUGUUGAGGGAUUGUUUUAAUCGCGCUGCUACUGACAAUGAGGUAGUAUGUAGCACUGAUGAGGCAUACUUGUGGAAAGAACGUUUUGGAAGCUUGGUAUGCUGUCCAAUUGACCACAAUCCAGGGGACUCUUUGGUCUGCUGCCCCUCGGUCUAUCAGGCGGGGAUGAGGAAGAUGUUUUUGGGGAAUGAUGGCUUUGAGACUUGCUUGGAAGGAAAAGAGGAAAUUAACACACGUAAUGGAAUACAGUACAGGGAGAUGGAUUUCGAGAGCUUGGGAAAAUGGGACUCGAAGGGCAAAUUGGGGAGAUGCUAUGUAGUCCCUAAGCAUAAGGAUACUAAUAGAUGGCGGCCGAUUUGCCCUACCUAUGAGGAGUGUGGGGUGGUGGCAAGCAAGCGAGUGUCGAGAGCAGUCAACAGGCUAUUGUGGGACUUACCUUUGAGGAGUAACUUCAACUUGCGAAGUACGGAGGAGUUGGUGGAAAGAAUAGCGGGGGUCAAUAAGGAACUGAAAAAAGAUGAGGCGUUUGUGGGUGCGGCAUUUGACAUAAAGGAAAUGUUAUGUAAUCUUCCGCACGAUGUCAUAAUGAAGGCGGUGGAGUGGGUGCUGGACUACUGGACAGCGCAGGGGGCGAAGGGUGUGUUGUUGAAAAGAAGAGCCGGUGUGGUGUUUAGACAAAGGAUGGGCAUACCGAUGGGUAAAGCAUCGAGCCCUGCGCUGGCGUGCUUGUUGUCUGCGUACUCUGAGUUCACCUUCCUCAACUCAUUGGGGUCAGAGAGGAAUCUAACUCAUGGUGUUCGAAUUGUGGACGAUGUGUCCAUUUUUGUGAGAUACAAGAAGAAGGAUGAAAAGUCAAGGAGGAUGGCUGAGGAGGUGAUAAGGAAGUUUGAGAAUUGUUAUCACAAGAAUCUGGUUUUAGAGCGUACUGACAAAGGGGGGGUUUGGGAUUUUUUGGGAUGUGUUGUGGGAGUGAGAGACUGGCCGGAUGGCAUUGUCUGUGCCGCUACACAUAAGAAUCAGGGAGGUGUCUGGGAAGGGCGGCUGACGUUUCAGAACUUGCAAGACUACUGCACGUACUCGAGCCGCCAGCAGAAGCUGGCUGUGAUCGCUUCCUUCUUCUACAGAGCGAAGCGCUACACGACCAUGAGGGGCGCCGAGGCUAUUUUUCUGCUUACUCUGAAAAUUGAACUGCGAUUGAGGGGCUUUCCAGAUGGUUACUUUGACACGGCACUCAGUAAUUUUUCCAGCAAAUUUGGGGGGCUCUGGGAGGACUGGGUGCAGUGUCUCACUGGGUGGGAACAGUGCGCAUGGAAAAAGAGAUGAGCUGGGUUGUCUUACCUUUCCAAACUGCUGUGUUUCUUUGUCUGUCUGUCUGAUUUCUCUUCUUUCUUCUACAUCUAAUCUGUUUUUCUUGUUCUCUUUAUGAUUACUAUGGGAGCUGUCUCGGUUCUUCUAUUUUUAGGAUCGUUGCCUUCUGCUGUGCACUGUUCUGUUUUCUUUUUUGUCUAUGCUCUUUUCUCUGGCUCGUUUCUUUGCUAAUCUCUAAAAACUGUUUUCUUUGUCUGUGCCUGUCUGAUUUCUCUUCCUUGUUUCUACUUCUAAGUUUGUCUUUCCUUUUUCAUUCUGAUUGCUAUGGGAGCUGUCUCGGUUCU
Molecule: messenger RNA, 3574 nt
Organism: Chara braunii
Lineage: Eukaryota; Viridiplantae; Streptophyta; Charophyceae; Charales; Characeae
Source: the annotation of a GenBank genome assembly